CGCUCAAUUUGGAAUCCGCCAUAGUUUCUGAUCGCGUCUUCUCUUCGUGUCGCUUUGCUCUUCGAAAAUGGCUACUGACGGUCAAGGCUACCAAACGUUUUCACCUGAUGAAGGUCGAGCUGUAGUAAUCGGCCUCUCAAAAGCACAUUAUAGGAGGGAUACAUCGCUUGCAUAUUGUUUAGAAGUGCUUGAAAAUGGGGAAGUCACUGGAUUUCCAUUUCGAUUGCACAACGAGGAUGGACGUUAUAUUUGGGAAAACGAACAGCUUCGACACAGAAGUAUUACCCAGGGAUCCCUCAUCACCUUCAAGAGAAGACCAAGUUGGGGUUUUAUCAACCCUUGCUACACUGAGAAUACCGGAAAGAGCUUGGGUAUCAAUACAAUUCUUUCUCAACUACAAUUUGGUAGUUCAGGUUAUAAAGCAGUUGUCUAUCAAGGGAUUGCAGAGGGCUUUCCUACUGGUAAAAUUGAAAAUUUGAAGAUCUAUCAAGAUGUUGAAGAUGGACCCAGUCCUGCUUGUGCCCUCAUCAGUGUGAAAGAGGCAACACUUGAGGACAGAAAAAUCAAAUUUAAAACCCUAUUAGAUGAGGAAUGUUUUUUGAAGAACAACUGCCGAAACAAUGGGGGAGGUGGUGUUGAGGAGCUUCCAUUACCUGUCCAGGUUUCUUUGUCCAAUCAGGGUGUUAGUAAUUGUGUACUGCUGGUCGAAUUUGGAAGUAGACUUGAAUCAGAAUCCUGGGAUUCUGACCGACACUAUGCUGUGUGUGAAGCAGUCUUGAUUAGCCAACCAGGCCCAUUUGCCCUUGGAAGAAGACAAGACAGUUCUGAUGGAAUUUUGGCUGGGUCCUCUCUUAAAAGUUAUGGAAUGAACAGAAACCCUAGAGGGAAGUGUAUUAUCAUAAAUAACUCAGAAUUCCAGGAUAAAGCCUACAAUCGCCUUGGUGCUGAGUUUGAUGAACAAGCCCUGGAAGCCCUCUUUGAGUACCUCUCAUUUGAUGUGGAAAUCUACCAAAAUCUUGAAUCACGUGAUAUGAGAGAUCUUGUAAGGACCAUAGCAAGUGAGAAUCACAGUGAAUCUGAUGCUCUCUUUGUCAUUGUAAUGUCCCACGGAGGAGACCAUGAUACUAUCUUAGGUGUGGAUCAAAGAAAUAUAACUGUUGAAGAAAUGAUGUCCGAAUUUAAAGCUGCAAGGUGCAAAACACUUGAAGGAAAACCCAAGGUGUUUAUUUUUCAAGUCUGUAGGGGUUCUUCCUCAGAAUUUCUGGAGCAUGAGAGACGUCAUAUUGACAACACUGUGAGUAGGCUUUGUGGUGACUCCACCCUCUCAAGAGGGACAAGCCCACAAGAAGCUGAUUUUUUAUUGGCCUUUGCAACUACCCCUGGGUAUUAUUCCUACCGAGAUGAAGAUCACGGUACACCAUUCAUUCAGACUCAUGUGGAAGUUAUUAGAAAACAUCACCAGGAGAGCCAUCUGACAGAGAUGUUGCUAGAGGUAACCAGAUGUGUGGUUGAAAAAGCCGAAAGAGAUGGUUUGCAGAGUUACAUUCAAGUUCCAUCAUACAGCAACUCACUGAGGGCCAAGCUUUAUCUCUGACAGGAUAAUUACACAAAUUGCAAAGCAGAGAGCUAAUUGCUCUACUCAUCAGCAUACCACUCAGUAAAUUCUUCUUUGUUGGGCAAAGAUUGAUCAUUUUUGCAAAGGUAUAAUGUGUUUAUGAGGUAUCGUUGUAUGAACUUAGAGUUCUUCAACUUUUAACUAUCAGAUAUUAGAGUGAAGAUUUUCAUUUCUUUCAAGCCAGAAAUUAGCAGUUAUUAGUAUUUUUUUAAGAACAAAAGUCUUACAUGUAAACUUUAUAUUUUAGUCACAUAGUUUUAGGAAAUUUAUUACCUCUAAUGCACACACAAAAAACUACUUUGUAAGACUUUAGGUUAGUAUUGUCUUUACCGGUCAGGCAAUAAAAAAUGCUUACGUUUGAAGUGCAUGGGAUAGAACAAGCAGUGUACUCAUAGUUCCUUAUUAAAAGAGAAAAAUUUUUUAGUGGUAUAGUCAACUGUAGUCUGAGUAAUGGAAUGUGCAUAAUUUAGUUAUUUGUAACACUUUUGGCCAUAACAUGAUAUGAAAUUAGAUAAAAUACAGUAAUUGUUUCAACAUUUUGUUAUCUUUCAUUAAGGUUAUGAUCCCAUAAUGGACACACCAUGAUUUAAAUAUAGUAUUAUGUUGGUUUUGGUUAACACAAUUUGUUUGAGUUGCUAAUGAAUUCGUUGAUUGAGCAUUUCCUUAGAACUUUCCAGUGGUUUGCCUCUGUAUAUUUUUUCUCAUUUUCGUUGUAAAGUGAAUCUGCCGGGUGUCUCUAUUUAGUGCUGUGAUAUAACUGAACAAGUAAUAAACUUUGAAAAAAUUA
Pocillopora verrucosa is the source of this 2402-nucleotide messenger RNA. RefSeq lists its product as uncharacterized. The record is from RefSeq and is a predicted model, not a curated record. Gene Ontology annotation, biological process: proteolysis. Gene Ontology annotation, molecular function: cysteine-type endopeptidase activity. NCBI's taxonomy places the organism in Eukaryota, Metazoa, Cnidaria, Anthozoa, Scleractinia, Pocilloporidae.